GUUUGUUUGUUUUGGUUUCGCAAAACCUUGGCGGUUCUUUCUCGUGCUUUCUUUCUGUUGCUGGUGAAAUAAUUAACGAUGAAUUUCGUUCUACCCGGUGCUAACGUGAAAAUGCUGGCACGUGCUGUCAACUGCUUCUCCAAAAUCGGCAACGAGCUCUACUUCGAGGCCACCCCGGACGGGCUCGAUCUGAAAACGAUCAACUCCACCAACACGGCCUACGCGGUCGUACAGUUGCGGCGCGACUUUUUCAUCAGCUUCCAGCAGGGCAGCUCGGACACGCCGGAUGAAAACUGCUGCAAGAUAUCGGUCAAACCGAUACUGAAGAUUUUCAAGAGCCUCGCCACGAUACAAACGUGCAAAAUUUGGCUGGAGGUAAACCAGUCGAAGAUCAUAUUCCAGUUCCGCUGCAAGUCGGACGUACUGAAGACGCACAAAAUCUUUCUCCUCGAAAGCGAACACAUCAACUCGCUCAAUCUGUCCCAAACGUUCCCGAGCGAGAUCGUCGGCAAUCACAAAGUGUUCACCAACAUCCUGGUGCAUCUGUACCACUCGGUCGAUGAAAUUUCGUUCGACCUGAACGAGGGCAAAACGAUCGUCUCCAACUACGUCGACAACGAGCAGGCCGAUCGUUCCACGCUCCGCUCGACGCUCUCGAUCGAUUCGUCCGCCUUCCAGGCGUACCAGCUGGCCGACAAGGCGAACCUUAUCUUUUGCUACAAAGAGUUCAAAGCGAUCACGAUGUUUGCCGCACUGAACAAGCUGAACGUGCGCAUGAGCUUUUCCGCGCCCGGCUCACCGCUCAUGCUGGAGAUGAGCAAGGCCGAGGUGGUGCAUGCCAAGUUCAUCAUGGGCACGAUGAAACCCUCCGCCCAGCUGACCAGCCGUCGGGCCCAUCGGCGAAAAGCGAUCGAUCGCAACGCGUCCAACCGCUCCGUUGCUAUGGACAGUGAAGCAAUCAACACGUACCUAACCGAAGACAUUACCAGCGAUGGUAACGAUGGCAACACGGCAGCAUCGCAAGCUAACGCCCAGCGGGUCGUCGGUUCGUCGCAGAACGUCGUUUCCCAACCGAAUACUACACCACACCGUGCCAAUAGUGUGCUACGCAACGAAACGGACGGCAAUGCGGUAAUGCGCAGCGAACGUACGCACCAACCCGCGGAAGGGAGCUCGGUUCGCCUGCUGCGACCAUCACGGUUAAGUGCGGUCGCACCAAGUGUCUCCCCCGCUGGUGCACCCUCCUCCGAGGCGCUGUUCGGGCUGGAAAAGCACACGGAAAAUCUUCCCUUCCUCGAGGGCUUAAAUUUUCCACAGCAAACUACAAACGCGCAGCCGCUCGACCGACUCGACUCGAUACCGACCCUGACGGAUGAUUCGUUUUCCAUCCCGGCAAACAACCGACCAGCGUCGCCGCCAAGGAUCGAACAGGCCGCCAGCAAUCUGUCCGCCGUACGGAGCACCGAUUCCAUGUUUUCCCGCAAACGACCCCAGGCGGAAAGUUCACCACCCCGGCACGAACCAACGACGACACCGGGUGAUGGGCGCAGGCAGGCAAAACCGGCCGACGACAGUGUCCCCGAGUCACCGGACGUGAUUGAGGAGCGAAAGCGAAAGCAGGCCAAGCUGCGCCACAUCUUCCGACGCUGCUUCGAGCCAACGUUCAAUCCCGCCUUUCAGCCCGGCUGUAGCCAACUCUUUGCGCCCAACUCGGACUCCGAGGAGGAGGAGGAGGGACAGGACAACACGAGCACGUGAGCUCCGUACCGCUGGGGCCACAUGAUUCGGACGUAAAGGUACAGGACAGCAGCCAAAACAACAACAAAAAAACUCGAAACUCGCACACGCCCACCGCAAGAAGGACGGGAGUGUGUUGGGUGCUUUGUUUUUACAAUCUCUCGCGUCCGUUUUGUUCGUUUCUUUUUUAUUUGAGUCCUUUCGUACUUGUGUAACAUGUGGUCUUGUAUGUGUACGUGUUCUACUGUUGAGCAAUGUCUGCGGCUAUCACUUUCUUUUGGUUCACACG
Molecule: messenger RNA, 2026 nt
Organism: Anopheles merus
Lineage: Eukaryota; Metazoa; Arthropoda; Insecta; Diptera; Culicidae
Gene: Rad9
Product: cell cycle checkpoint control protein RAD9A
Exons: 3
Coding region: 79-1758 (559 amino acids)
Biological process (GO): DNA repair; cellular response to ionizing radiation; DNA replication checkpoint signaling
Cellular component (GO): checkpoint clamp complex
Source: RefSeq, a predicted model, not a curated record